AUGUCUGGUGUUCCCAUCAAAACAGAGGUAAAGCGGGAGGAGGGCAAGUACGGGGCCACCGCCACUACGCAGGAGUCGAAGCCCAGCAUCUUCGCCACCCAGGAGACCCUCGCCGACGUCGGCCGGGAAGAUAAGGAAGGCACCUUAUAUGUCUGCGGAAACUGCACGGCGCAGCUCUACUUCAAGCCAGACUCGCGUCUCGUGUGCCCCAUCUGCUCUCACAUCACCGGCGCCUCGACUGUAUUCUACAAAAUCCGGACAGAGCCCACCACGUACGAUACUGUCUGA
This is a messenger RNA of Leishmania mexicana MHOM/GT/2001/U1103, 288 nucleotides long. RefSeq names its product putative RNA polymerase subunit (gene RPB). Bases 1 to 288 code for a protein of 95 amino acids. The record is from RefSeq and is a predicted model, not a curated record. Lineage: Eukaryota; Euglenozoa; Kinetoplastea; Trypanosomatida; Trypanosomatidae. The transcript has a single exon.